Messenger RNA from Pundamilia nyererei, 2690 nucleotides. It is a transcript of the gene sesn2, whose product is annotated as sestrin 2. The record is from RefSeq and is a predicted model, not a curated record. The transcript has 11 exons. NCBI's taxonomy places the organism in Eukaryota, Metazoa, Chordata, Actinopteri, Cichliformes, Cichlidae. Gene Ontology annotation, biological process: negative regulation of TORC1 signaling; cellular response to L-leucine; cellular response to leucine starvation. Gene Ontology annotation, cellular component: nucleus. Bases 490 to 2163 code for a protein of 557 amino acids. Gene Ontology annotation, molecular function: oxidoreductase activity, acting on peroxide as acceptor; L-leucine binding.
CGUUGCACGGGGGAAGCUCGCCAAGAUCUGAGCGGAAGGAGCGUGUGAAAACUCUACAUUAUUCCCGGUGCCUUACGCAAGAUAGUUUUAAGUUUAACUCGGCAUUAUGUCCACGAUGCCCAGUCCAAAUAUAAAUCAGCGGCUCGCGUUGUUUUCAUUACCGGAAAUCGUCAUAGCUGCGGCUGAAAGAGUCUGCAGCAUCUGCUAGCGUAGCGAGCUAACCGCCGGCAGCCGGCGUUCACGGUCCGGAAGCCGGGUGGGAAAAAAAGGUGGCGCUUUCUGAAGGUGGUUCGUCGGUGUUAAUAAUUUGCGAAGCAGACGAUUGCGCAGUAAAAAUAAGAAGACCGGCGGCAGAUACCUCGAGGUUGUGUCAGUGAAGAAGAAUACAUGUUUUCAGCUAACGUUAAGGGUUAGCGUUAAAUUAAUACUUUAGGCUAACUGCUGCUCGGUAACGACAGGCAGCUCAACUCUACAAAGGUGCUCCGGGACAUGGCCAGUAAUCCCGCGGCUACCUGCCAGGCUAAUGGAGACAGCAAGCCGGGAGGAGUGCCCGCCGCUCGGCGUUCGUGUGGCCACCGGUCCGAGUCUGAAUCUGAUGCUGGACCGACUUCGAAGAGCUUAGCGCGAUUGUGCAGCAGGGAUGACGGGGAGCGGAGAGCGGCUCUGGAGGAGUUAAGCCAAGGGGUUCUCCAGUGUUUAGACCUGGAGCGGCACGGCUCGGAGCGACUGCGUAAACAAACUCUUCUGCAUCUGCUCCGGCUGUCCAGGUCGUGUCCGCUGCAGGAAGUACGGGAGAGAGCCGUCGAGCUCCUGCGGACCGCACAGGAGCAAGGAGUCCAGGUACCUCGGGCUCUGGCCUCAGGUCCAAGUGCCUUUAUCCCUGCAAAAGAGAUUUUAAAAGGAGGGCCAAACCAGGAUGUCCUGAUUGAGUCUUUUCUUUCGCUGGGGCGUGUGGAUCACAUCUCUAUGGUCAUGGCGAUGCACCCAGCCUACCUCUGCUGCUUCCUAAAGACCCAGCAUGCUUUGUUGGAGAUGGACGGCCCCUUGCCCCGUCACUGGAGACACUACAUUGCUGUCAUGGCUGCAGCUCGGCACCACUGCUCAUACCUGGUGCAGCAGCACAGCGCAGGCUACUUGGAGGCCGGAGGGGAGGAGAGCUGGCUAAGCGGCCUGGAGCAUGCUCCCGCCAAACUCCGCAGCCUGCAAACACUCAACAAGCUGCUGGCACACAGACCCUGGCUCAUUACGCAGCAGCACAUCCAGGAACUGGUGUGCCCUGGAGCAGAGCCUCGCUGGUCACUGGCUGAACUGAUACACGCCGUGGUGCUCAUGGCGCACGCUCACUCGUUGUGCUCGUUCGUUUGGGGCUGUGGUUUAAACCCAGAACCUGACCACAUUGGGGGCUACACCUUUCAGCCUCCAUCACUUUCUCACAGUCCUCACAGCCCCGCACACAGCCCCGCUCACGAGGACGGCAGGCACGAGCUGGCUGAUGGAGCCGUGGAGGUGGAGGUGCUGAUGAAGAGGAUGGUGGAGCUGCAGCAGCAGCAGGAGGAGGAGGAGUGCACACAGGAGGAGAUGGUUACUCGCUUUGAAAGGGAGAGGAGCGAAAGCAUACCUACGGCGGUGGUGAGGGGCGCUCCACCUGACCUGGUGUUGCGUCUUGUGGAGGAACCAGAAUUCAGAUAUGAGGACUUUGCUCCCAGAGGAGAGCAGGCACCACCCACCAUGCGAGCACAGGACUAUUCAUGGGAGGACCAUGGAUUCUCUCUGCUUAACAGGCUCCUGCCAGACAUGGGCCAGCUAUUGGAUGAAAACUUUCAGAUUGUGUGCAACUUGACCUACCACAGGAUGGCCAUGCAUGAAGGCGUGGAUACUCACACUCUAAGAAAAGCUCUGUGGAACUACAUCCACUGUCUUUAUGGAAUACGAUACGAUGAUUACGACUACGGCAGUGUGAACGUGUUGCUGGAACGCUCUCUGAAGGUGUUUGUAAAAACCAUGGCCUGUCACCCCGAGCAGACCACAGCACGCAUUUACCACUCCUUCUGGAGACACUUCAGACACUCUGAAAAGGUUCAUGCCAACCUAAUAGUGAUGGAAGCCCGGCUACAGGCGGCACUUCUCUACAUCUUACGAGCUAUUACACACUACAUGAGAUGACAGCCUCGCUUCACUUGCACACAUUUUUGCAGAUGCUGAGCCAGCUGUGAUUUACACCACAGUCCAAUCCUUGUACACACACACACACACACACACUACAGUGAAUGUUUGCUCAUUCAUAUCGUAUGUUUCAGUGUUAAUGUUUUGAUGCUGCUUUGCGCCUGGAAUGUCAUGUAUUUAAAUUGCGUUACCAUUUUGUCUUUAUUUUGUUCCUUUUCUUCUUUUUUGCACUGAAGUCUAUCAUUAGGUUUUAAUUUCACACUUGAACCUCAAGUGGUGCUGUCUUGCACACAUUCUUGUCACACAGACGCCAUGUGCAGUGGUGCAAUUGGGUCUGGCAUAUCAAAAUCAGUGUGGUGAUUCAGAUUGUUUUCAUUGCUGAAUGUUUGCUUGUCAGACAAACGCCAUUGAUCACACCAGUACUACUGAUGACUCAGUCCUCUCUGUCUGUUGCACACUGAGGCUGAGAUGAGACAAACAGCUUGUAUUUUUAUAUACAAUAAAAGUUACUUUGUUAUCAAAAUCAA